This is a messenger RNA of Penicillium pulvis, 1053 nucleotides long. RefSeq names its product zinc-dependent alcohol dehydrogenase. NCBI's taxonomy places the organism in Eukaryota, Fungi, Ascomycota, Eurotiomycetes, Eurotiales, Aspergillaceae. The transcript is spliced from 3 exons. Gene Ontology annotation, molecular function: zinc ion binding; oxidoreductase activity. The record is from RefSeq and is a predicted model, not a curated record. The coding region runs from base 1 to 1053 and encodes 350 amino acids.
AUGUCGAUUCCUGAGUUGCAAUGGGCCCAAGUGGCUGAGCAAGUUGGCGGCCCGCUUGUCUAUAAGCAAAUUCCAGUUCCAAAGCCCGGUCCCGAUCAGAUUCUCGUGAAGAUCCGCUAUACUGGUGUCUGCCACACCGAUCUUCAUGCGAUGAUGGGCCACUGGCCCCUUCCAGUCAAGAUGCCCCUGGUGGGCGGACACGAAGGUGCUGGCGUGGUCGUUGCCAAGGGUGAAUUGGUUCAAGAUUUUGAGAUUGGUGACCAUGCUGGUCUGAAGUGGCUCAAUGGAUCUUGUGGAGAGUGUGAAUUCUGCAGACAAUCCGAUGAUCCUCUGUGUGCCAAUGCCGCACUUUCAGGAUACACUGUGGAUGGCACAUUCCAGCAAUAUGCCGUUGGCAAAGCCACUCACGCUUCCAAGAUCCCCAAGAAUGUCCCUCUUGAUGCAGUCGCUCCAGUGCUGUGCGCGGGUAUUACUGUAUACAAGGGGCUGAAGGAAUCCGGUAUUCGCCCUGGCCAGACUGUAGCUAUUGUUGGAGCUGGCGGUGGUCUUGGAUCCCUCGCUCAGCAGUACGCUAAAGCUAUGGGGCUCCGAGUGGUCUGUAUUGAUGGAGGUGAUGAGAAGAGAGUGAUGUGUGAGCAGCUUGGCUCUGAGGCUUACGUUGACUUCACCAAGUCAAAGGAUCUGGUCGCUGAUGUGAAGGCUGCUACUCCUGAAGGUCUUGGAGCACACGCUGUCAUUCUAUUGGCAGUUUCUGAGAAGCCAUUCCAGCAAGCUACUGAAUAUGUUCGAUCUCGCGGAACCAUCAUUGCUAUUGGAUUGCCACCCGAUGCGUCAUUGAAGGCUCCAGUCUUCCAGACUGUAGUCCGCAUGAUUAGCAUCAAGGGAAGCUAUGUUGGGAACCGCCAAGAUGGUGUAGAGGCCCUUGACUUCUUUGCCCGAGGCUUAAUCAAGGCCCCAUUCAAGGUCGCUCCUUUGAAAGAUCUUCCAAAGAUCUUCGAGCUUAUGGAGAAAGGCCAGAUCACCGGCCGCUACGUACUCGAAAUGCCGGAAUAA